CUGCGUAUAGAUCAUUAGGUAAGUGCUCCCUUGAAUACGCCCCAUUUCCACACAAUCAUUAUACACAAUUCGCGUAACCUUGGCACUUUGGCCCCUCCCCCUUCCCUAUUCCUCGCACAUGAUUGGUCAGUCUCUCUAACUUAGCUUAUGUAUGAUUGGUGGAUGCUGGGAAGGGUUAGAUCUCACUGGUGGAUGCUGGGAAGGGUUAAAUCUCACUGGUGGAUGCUGGGAAGGGUUAAAUCUCACUGGUGGAUGCUGGGAAGGGUUAAAUCUCACUGGUGGAUGCUGGGAAGGGUUAAAUCUCACUGGUGGAUGCUGGGAAGGGUUAAAUCUCACUGGUGGAUGCUGGGAAAGGUUAAAUCUCACUGGUGGAUGCUGGGAAGGGUUAAAUCUCACUGGUGGAUGCUGGGAAGGGUUAAAUCUCACUGGUGGAUGCUGGGAAGGGUUAAAUCUCACUGGUGGAUGCUGGGAAGGGUUAAAUCUCACUGGUGGAUGCUGGGAAGGGUUAAAUCUCACUGGUGGAUGCUGGGAAGGGUUAAAUCUCACUGGUGGAUGCUGGGAAGGGUUAAAUCUCACUGGUGGAUGCUGGGAAGGGUUAAAUCUCACUGGUGGAUGCUGGGAAGGGUUAAAUCUCACUGGUGGAUGCUGGGAAGGGUUAAAUCUCACUGGUGGAUGCUGGGAAGGGUUAAAUCUCACUGGUGGAUGCUGGGAAAGGUUAAAUCUCACUGGUGGAUGCUGGGAAGGGUUAAAUCUCACUGGUGGAUGCUGGGAAGGGUUAAAUCUCACUGGUGGAUGCUGGGAAGGGUUAAAUCUCACUGGUGGAUGCUGUGAAGGGUUAAAUCUCACUGGUGGAUGCUGGGAAGGGUUAAAUCUCACUGGUGGAUGCUGGGAAGGGUUAAAUCUCACUGGUGGAUGCUGGGAAGGGUAUGUUUUGUAUGUUUUUUCUUCUACAUUUCUUUCCUAUUUUCCUUUCUUUCCUUUUUCCUUCCUUUCUUUUUUCCUUUCCUUCUUUCUUUCUCUUUUUCUCCCUUCCUUUCUUCCUUCAUUCCUUCUUUUCUUCUUUUAUUUCCUUUCUUUCAUUCUUUCUUCCUUUCUCUCUCUUCUUCUCUUCUAUCUUCUCCUAUCUUCUUUCCUCCAUGUGAUAUUAUGUUGCGUAAGAAAGGAGAGAAACACACACACACACACACACACACACACCUGUUACCUUCUCUCCCUUCCUCCUCUUCAUCCUAAAGUACUGCUAUAACAGGAGGAGGAGGAGGAGGAGGAGGAGGGGGGGGGAGAGAGAGAGGA
Molecule: messenger RNA, 1293 nt
Organism: Eriocheir sinensis (Chinese mitten crab)
Lineage: Eukaryota; Metazoa; Arthropoda; Malacostraca; Decapoda; Varunidae
Product: armadillo repeat-containing X-linked protein 4-like
Exons: 2
Coding region: 152-1246 (364 amino acids)
Source: RefSeq, a predicted model, not a curated record